Molecule: messenger RNA, 3720 nt
Organism: Phascolarctos cinereus (koala)
Lineage: Eukaryota; Metazoa; Chordata; Mammalia; Diprotodontia; Phascolarctidae
Source: RefSeq, a predicted model, not a curated record
GGAAAAUCUUCCUCCCAAUCUCCCUCCUCCCUCCCCUCCAAGAUUCUCCAGGGUUCGGAGAGUGAUCGCUGCCCAAAGAGGAUCCCUCCCAGAUUCCCAGGCAGCCCAGGUCCUCCCUCCACAGCCUGGGAGUCCGAGGCAUCGAAGCAGAGUCAUCUAUGACAUGAUUAUCUAAAUGAGGACAAUUGUAGCCCCCAACCAGUGAGGUCGGGGAAGGAGAGAAGAAAAAUAAGGAGAAGAAAAGAAGAAGGAAGGAAGAAGAGGAGGAGAGGACGGACCAACUCCCUGGGCUAGGGAAACAGGCUAUGUCUAGGCAGCCCAAGUUGGAGGAGGGCUUCUGACUUUUGGCAUUCCCAGUGGGGUUUUCCCCUCUUGCCUCUGAAGCAAGGGAAGAAGGUAAGGGGCAUCAGUUGCUCUAAGGAAUGAAAACUCUUACUCCUGGAACCCUCUCCUUCCUCUUCUUCUGGACCCUACAAGAGCAGGUCCUACUCAGGUUGGCUUCAGGGAAAGAGGAAGUCAAAUCUGCCUCCAAGAGCAUUCCUCAGCCCAUGUCACCCUCUGAUUUCCUGGACAAGCUCAUGGGACGGACUUCUGGGUAUGAUGCUAGGAUUCGGCCCAAUUUUAAAGGGCCCCCCGUGAAUGUGACCUGCAACAUCUUCAUCAACAGCUUCAGCUCCGUCACAGAAACCACAAUGGAUUACAGAGUGAAUGUCUUCCUUCGGCAGCAGUGGAAUGACCCACGCCUAGCCUACCUGGAAUACCCAGACGACUCCCUGGACCUAGACCCUUCCAUGCUGGACUCCAUUUGGAAGCCAGACUUAUUCUUUGCCAACGAGAAGGGUGCCAACUUCCAUGAGGUGACCACUGACAACAAGCUUCUUCGGAUCUUCAAGAAUGGGAGUGUGCUCUACAGUAUCAGGCUAACUCUUGUCUUGUCCUGCCCAAUGGACCUCAAGAACUUCCCUAUGGACAUCCAGACGUGCACGAUGCAGCUAGAAAGCUUUGGUUAUACUAUGAACGACCUUGUGUUUGAGUGGCUGGAAGAUGCCCCGGCUGUGCAAGUAGCUGAGGGGCUGACUCUGCCCCAGUUUAUCUUGCGGGAUGAAAAGGACCUCGGCUACUGCACCAAAUAUUACAACACAGGAAAGUUUACUUGCAUAGAGGUGAAGUUCCACUUGGAGCGCCAGAUGGGCUACUACCUGAUCCAAAUGUACAUCCCUAGUCUGCUCAUUGUCAUCCUGUCUUGGGUCUCCUUCUGGAUCAACAUGGACGCCGCCCCUGCCCGAGUGGGCUUGGGUAUCACGACGGUAUUGACGAUGACGACCCAGAGCUCAGGCUCCCGAGCGUCUUUACCUAAGGUGUCCUAUGUGAAGGCCAUCGAUAUCUGGAUGGCAGUCUGUCUGCUCUUUGUAUUUGCUGCCCUGCUGGAGUAUGCUGCUGUGAACUUCGUCUCCCGCCAACAUAAGGAGUUCAUGCGCCUUCGAAGGAGACAGAGGCGCCAGCGCAUGGAAGAAGAAGUCAUCCGAGAGAGUCGAUUCUAUUUCCGGGGCUAUGGCCUAGGCCACUGCCUGCAGGUCAGGGAUGGAGGUCCCAUGGAAGGCCCAGGUAUUUAUAGCACCCCACCCCCAGUUCCUCUCCUGAGGGAGGGGGAGACUGUGCGGAAGCACUAUGUGGACAGGGCCAAACGAAUCGAUACCAUCUCCCGUGCAAUCUUCCCUUUCACGUUCCUCAUCUUCAACAUCUUUUACUGGGUUGUCUACAAAGUUCUUCGAUCAGAGGACAUCCACCAAGCACCAUAAUGAGGGCGGGGCUGUCACCUUCCUUCAGCCUGCAUCAGAUCUCCCUCCAGAGUACCCAACUACCAACCUACCAGCUAUGUGGGUGUAUGCUGCUGUUGCUGCUGCAUGGUGACAAAAGUGGUUGUACUUCUAGAGAAGGCUAAUCUAUUCAAAUCCAACCAAACUCCAACCUCACUCAUCCUCUCCUGAAGUUAGGGUCUGCCGUUUUCCUGGGGCUAGCUAAUAAGGUCUUCUUUCUCUUCCAAAGGCUCAUCUUCCAACACUCCAUUAAGGGGGUACCCAGGUCCCUAAUGCUAAAAAUAGUAGGCUCUGUCAUCUCAUCCCAGUCCACCUUCACCUCAGCAUGGCCUUACAGGAAUGCUGUGCCCGCUUCCCUUAUCAGCUGAACAUGGGGCAUCCUACCCAUUCUAAAGCAUGGAAACUAACAGUGUGCCCAUCCAUACUUGCUGCCCUUCAUGGCCAGCCAUGUAUAUAUACUCAAAGGACCAGAGAGCCUCCAUUUGGGGCUAUAGAAGGAAGGGAAGCUGAUAGCCUUUCCACCACCCAUUUACCAGAGAGCAUGACUAAAAAGCCCUGUAAUGAACUAGGGGAAUCAGUUGCGAGAUUUUCACAAGCAUUAGAGAACCCAACACUGGGCAUGGAUGGGGGUGGUGCUCUAGACUUCUGGAAAAAUCUGAUCUUGACAACCCUGAUAGGCCUCAUCAUUUGACACUCCUGGAGUCUCCUAGCUCCAAGAACACUUACUCUGCUGUUCCUGAAGACCUUUAUCCCUUAAGAACUACCAUGGCAACAGUAGCUUUGGGUUGCCUAAAAAGAAACAAUAUUUUUUAAAGGAUCUGCUUGAUCUUACUCAGUGGCACUUGUAACUUUGCAUAGGAAACCAGGCCUGAGCCAAUGUGUGCUUGAAACCCUAGGAGUUGUGGGAAACAGAGACUGUCCUUGGGUAGUUUUAUGUUUGCUCUUUUUAUUCCAAACCCCAAACUCUUUGAUAUCCCAAAACUCUCCUCUCUUGUGCCUACAUCACCAAAAGAUGCACCUGGCCUCUGGGCUGCUGACUUCAUCUCCUGCUGUUGGUUAUGAGUUAAGACCUUGAGAUCACUCACUCCUUUUGGCAAAUAGUUCACAGCAACACUCCUGUCCUGGACAUCCAAAGUUCCAGAGCAGGAAUGGCAUGUAAUGGUUGCUAUGCUGUGCCGAUGGGAUCAUAUCAACCUGCAAGGGGUGGUGUCAUUGGUAGGAGCAUUUGGGGGUUCCCUAAUCUAGUGGCCAUGCUUCCUAUUCUCCACCUCCCAAAACACACACACACACACACACACACACACACACACACACACACACACACAGAGUGGCAGCUGAGAACAGUACCAGAGCUAGGAGGAUGAGGUAUAUAGUACACACUUCAGGGUUCUAUUUCUGCUGCCUUCCUAUCAGCCCACAUGGCAGCAUGGGUCCAGCACCUUGGAGUCUACAGCAUGUGCAAAACUGUGAGCUAGAAAGACUGAAUAUGAUAGAAAGUGCUGAGACACUAGCUGAAAGAGGUGAACUCAAUAAAUCUUCCUUGGCAUUUUUUGGGCAUAAUCAAUUGGGUUUUUUUGAAUGACACAUAUACCCUUUCUUUUACUACCAUGUUCAAAUUCCAGAGUCAAUAGACCCCAAAGUCAAUCCAGUGCUGUGCUUCCAUUCUCCCCUGGUCAAAUGAGGUUGUCUGUUUCUUCUCGUGUGGUGCUAUGGGGGCCUCUCUGCCAGCAUGGCAGCAACUCAUGGGGGACAGAGCUGUGGACUUGGUUGGAGUCUGGAAGACCUGAGUUUGAAUCCUACUAUACUAGCUCUGUGACUAUGGGCAAGUCACUCAGCUCCUCUUAGCCUCAGUUUCCCCAUCUGUAAAGUGGAGAUAAUAAUAAACCUUACCUUCCAAGCUGUU